UUACUCUGCCCAUCACUGCUGCUACUGGACGUUUUUCGCAGAGGUUGAAUAAAAUAAGUUGACUUUUCUCUGGAUGAAUACGCGCUAGUUUUGAGAGGUGACAGCAAGAAUCCGGGAACCUGAAUAUGUUCAGGACUCCAGAGUUAAUGGACGGCCUGUCCGCUCCAGAGUGGUGAAGCUCUGUAAAGUCAUUCCUGUGUUUUAUUGUGAACAUCCCAGAGGAGUCAGGACCUUGAGACACACCCCCCUCCCCCUGGACACAAUGAUGUUCAACCUUCUCCUUCUUGCAGCGGACCUGGCAGGCCUCUAAUCUUUAAAAGAUUGAUGAGGCCCUGUCCAGGCGCAGGAGGUCUGGCACAGCUUCGAUAAGGCAGCUUUCAUUUCACUACAUUGUAUUCCUCGCUCUUUUCUUUCUUCUCCUCUUGUGCUCCACGCUGACAGAAGCGGGGGCUGAUUUUGAAACUUGAGAGAGGAUCAUGACAAACCCUGGCCCCUGGGCGAGAAGGACAGCAGUCUAAGCAGGAAUCAUGAAAUGCCCUGGAAAUGACAGUUCUGUUUUCUUCUGUUGCUCCAUGUUGGACAGCCGUGUGGUAGCCGAGCAGGACGCCAGAGUCGGCAUGUCACUGUCAAACUGCUGGAGCUGGAAUAUAGUGAAACUACAGAGGGACACUCAGAGCUGAGAUUAGCUGAACACACAUCAUACACCUGCACAUACCCACACACAACCAGAGCGUUCCACACAGGACAAUGUGCAACAUCUCGUUCUGUGAUGUGGACAGUAAGGUGGACCAGUAUUUCCAGCCCACGCUCUACAUCAUAGUCAUUGUUCUGGGGCUGCCCACUAACUGCAUGGCCCUAUGGGCUGCCUACAUGCAGGUACGCCAACGAAAUGAACUUGGCAUCUAUCUGAUCAACCUGUCAGUGGCCGACCUCCUCUACAUCACCACUCUUCCCCUGUGGAUCGACUACUUCCUACAGCAUGAUGACUGGAUCCAUGGUCAGGAGAGCUGCAAGCUGUUUGGCUUCAUCUUCUACACUAAUAUCUACGUCAGCAUCGCCUUCCUCUGCUGUAUAUCACUGGACAGGUACCUGGCCGUGGCAUAUCCUCUGCGCUUUGCCAAGGUUCGACGAAUCAAAACAGCUGUCCUGGUCAGCAUCAUGGUGUGGACCAUUGAGAUCGUAGCCAAUUCUGCUCCUCUCUUCCACGAUGAGCUCUUCCAGGAUCGGUUCAACCACACCUUCUGCUUUGAGAAGUAUCCCAUGCAGGACUGGGUGGCGGGGAUGAACCUUUACAGGACAUUUCUGGGCUUCCUCGCUCCAUGGACAGCCAUGCUUGUCGCCUACCGAGGGAUCCUGGCAGCAGUGCGCUGCAACGUCUCAACAGAGCGUCAGGAAAAGGCCAAAAUUAAGCGGCUAGCAUUGAGUCUGAUCCUGAUCGUUUUGCUCUGCUUUGGGCCAUACCACAUCCUCCUCCUGGUGCGGAGUGUCAUGUUUCUAAGGAAGCCUUGUGACUGCGGCUCAGAGGAGAGCUUGUUUGCAGCGUACCAUGUAUCUUUGGCGCUGACCAGCCUUAACUGCGUUGCCGACCCCAUUUUGUACUGUUUUGUCAACGAGGGGGCUAGACACGAUGUGGGCCGAGCUCUCUCAGCUUUACUGUCUGCAGCUUGCCACAGGGGCUCCUCUUCCUCACCAUCGCAUGCGGACAUACUCAAUGCUGGUUCAGUGACUAUGGAUACACCGCUGUCAGCAAAGAAGCAACCUUGUGUGUACACUGAUGUAGGCAAGACAAGCAGCUACAAAACAGAACUGGUGGCUCUGAAGGAGGAGUGCCUACAGAUGACCAUACUCAGUGUUAGGAAGUAACCUCUACCUGGAAGCAUACUGUAAGAGGUCCAAACUUAUCAGCUCAGUGGAUGGAGGAAACUCCUAACACUGACAGGGUCUGAUGUCUUCUGGCCUGACAGGUGGAAAUCAGAUGCAUUUAUGAAGAUGUAGAUUCUUGGGGUAAAAGUUUCCACUAGCAAUUAACAAGCCAGAAUGGGGAUAAGAUUGAUGAAAUAACCACGAUGGAAUAGCCACAGUAGAAGCACCUAUAAGACUGAAAUGCUUGCAUGCUGGAAAACAAAAUUGUUGGGUAAAUUAAGAGAGACAACUUUGCUAUUGUUUGAUCCUUACCUCUAGCGGAGCAACAAAUGUAAACGGUGGCACCUGAGAACAGGCCUUGUUAUCAAUCAAAAGGGUUUAUCCUUUGUACAGUGGCCAUUUUAGGACAUCUCUGACUGACCGCUUUUCAGGCUCAGUUCUUUGAUGCUGAGUUGGUUCAACUUUAAUUACUUAAAGCUGUAGUUUAUCAGCGUUUGCACAGCUGCACUGCAUGUUUAUGUUGGCAUGUCAAUAUGCUAUCUUAUUAUUUAUCCCAGAGUACAGCUGUGGCAGAUAUGGAUUCAGUUGUUAGCUUAUAAGGACAUUUUGACCUGCUGGUGGCGCUAUAUAAAAGGUUGGGGGACUACCCCAAAGUCCUCAGGAUUCAGCCUUAAUUGACCAUGAAUGUCUACCAAUCCAUGCCCAUCCAUCCAUUAGCUGUUGAGAUAUUUCAGUCAAGUGUUGAACCAACAGAUUGACAUCUCUACAGUCAUAUCACUGGUGUGGCUAAUAAGGGCAACUUAGAUAUUUGGACAAUUGCCAGUCAGUAGGAAGACCUUUUUGAAUAUUUAAGUGGAAUUAUUUAAACUCUGCAUGACUGAGUAUUGUUAAUGGUCUGAAAGAAGACACCUUUGCAUUCAGACUGACUGUAGGAAAUUGGGGUUUGACACCGAAUGCACCACACUGAAAUAUGGAAAAAGAGCAGAAGGGUAAUAAAAAACAUUUUUAACUUAUUGGAAAUGUGUCCAUCCAUCCAUCCAUCGUCAACCGCUUAUCCUGCAUGCAGGGUCGUGGGGGGCCGGAGCCAAUCCCAGCUUAAAUCGGGCGAAAGGCAGGGUACAACCCGGACAUGUCGCCAGUCCAUCGCAGGGCUAUUGGAAAUGUGUUUACCGUUUUGUUUGUUUUUUGAAGGAAAAAAGCCUUAUGACGUACCUCAGCUCAUAAACUGUGACAGCAAAAAGGCUUAGAGUAGAACUCUCUCUUUAACUAUAGACAGCUAAAUAAUCAGGACUCCGUCCACUGAGAUGGCAGAGAAAAUCCUAAACCAAAGAAUUUUACUGCAUUAAGCUCAGUUUGAAAGUCAAAUUUACAUACAUUCUACAUUAUGUUGAGAGCAAUGUAGAGCAGAAACAGAUGAAACCGUGAAACAGUUUUACCUUUAUUGAAACUGUGUUGCCAAACAUCUCUCACACUUCACGAAACCUAACUACAUGCUUUAGUAAAGGUUGCCCGCAGAUGACAUGAUACUAUUUUUAUUCCUGUUUCAGACAGAUGCCAUCUAACAAUACUGUCCUGAAUUUCCUAAAUGAUAUACAGUAUAUUCUUUUUCAUAAAAUUGUUUCUCAUCACACACAUCAAAAGAAAACUUUUUGUUUUCCAUAACAACAUAUUUACUUCCCUUCUUCAUGUAAGUGACACUAUUAACAUUGUUUGUCAAAUUAGGAAACAAAUUUAGAAACAUUUCUCUGUAAUGUCAAAAGUGUGAUGAGGAGAUUGAGAAAUACUUUACUGCAUAUCCAUAUAAAACCUCCAGUGGUCAUAAAAAAUGUGCCAGCUGCCAUGAAUGUACGUGGCAGCAUUCAAAACAGCAAUGUGACAUUGAUUGUUUUUAAUGAUUUAUUUCAAAAUCAAUUAUAAAAAAUUUAAAGCAAGCAUGUCAUAUUUUUUAUAGUGAAACUAAUUGUUCUUAAUAAUGUAAAUAUAACUGACCAUUUUAAUCCAACAACGCUGGAUUAGCUGCCAUGUUUUGCCAUAUGUUGAUUACUUUCUGAGGUUAUUAUGUCAAGUGAGAGCUGUCAGGGCCUGGGAAAAACAGAAGAAAAGGUUCUGUGCUUUGCAUAUUUUCCUUAUUUGAUGUUACACUGAUUGUCCUUCCAGCUUUUUACAGGAAAUCCAACACAAAGUGUCCAAACAUGGCUUUUUUAGCAUUCACAGCAGCUGGGAUCCUAUAAUGUAAUGGCAGCUUCUACAACAGAACUUUCAAUACUGUACAUAAAAAUGCAGACUGGAGACGACUGUCGGAGCAGAGGCAUCUUCAACUUCUAAAAUUAAGUUUGUAGCUGUCAGCUUGAUCUUUAAACUUUCUCACAGUUUGCUUUAUGUGCAAUCAAACCUUUAAACUUUUUUUGUGAAUCAGUGGAAAUAACAUUUCAGCAAAUUGUAUGUUUACAUACAGAAUGUUCCGCUGUAUGUUCAGAUAUAUAACAAUGACAUACAUAUGUCCCUUGUGUGGAGUAUUAUGCUCAAUGCUCAAAUAACUUUCCGACAAUGAUUUCAUGAUGAGACAACAAGUGUCCAUGUUGCAGUUCCACUGGGCAACGAUUCAGUGUUGGACAAGAAAUGGAAAGUUUUGGAAAGUUUGGAAAUUUGGAAAGUGUCUAAGUGAUCACAGCAACAACAAUGUUUUAUGUUGUCUUGGCAUGAAAGCAUUCCUCUGUUCAGUGCAAUGAUGGCAGGUUUUUUUGGACACUUUCAGCUUGUCAGUGUUGCCCUAAAUGCUGCUCUGUGUACCAUUGCUUUUAUUGUGCAUCUGUCUGUCAUUUCCAGAGAGGAGGUACCAGGCUUCGUAAUGUGUAUUUGUUUAUCAACAUUGUCAGUGAAAAAUAAAUUAUGCAUACAAAACUUUG
Molecule: messenger RNA, 4769 nt
Organism: Micropterus dolomieu (smallmouth bass)
Lineage: Eukaryota; Metazoa; Chordata; Actinopteri; Centrarchiformes; Centrarchidae
Gene: gpr4
Product: G protein-coupled receptor 4
Exons: 4
Coding region: 748-1863 (371 amino acids)
Biological process (GO): G protein-coupled receptor signaling pathway
Cellular component (GO): membrane
Molecular function (GO): G protein-coupled receptor activity
Source: RefSeq, a predicted model, not a curated record